Molecule: messenger RNA, 1440 nt
Organism: Hordeum vulgare subsp. vulgare (domesticated barley)
Lineage: Eukaryota; Viridiplantae; Streptophyta; Magnoliopsida; Poales; Poaceae
Product: phosphatidylinositol transfer protein PDR17-like
Exons: 6
Coding region: 368-1246 (292 amino acids)
Molecular function (GO): phosphatidylinositol transfer activity
Source: RefSeq, a predicted model, not a curated record
UGUGCGCAAGCUGACAGUCAAACAUGAUUGAAAAAAGCUGGCACUCAACUGAAAUAUCAACAGCAACAUCGUGAUUCCACAGAUCCAUUCCAUGGCGUCGCUUCGGUGCUGCUUCCCCAGCUCCUCCUUCUGUCCCCUCCUCCCUCUCCUCGAUUAUUCUCGCGCUCCCGCUCCCGCUCCAGUCCAACUCUCUGGGCACCUCUCUUUUUAAUAACGCCAGCCAGCGAUGCCUGCGCAGAUCUUGCCGCCAUUGCGUCGGUGAAUCUCACAAUCCCAGGUUCUCGGUGGUAGUCGCAGGCCUGGUUCGUCUGCCGCGGCUCCCGUCGAGGUCGACCCUGGUUGAGCAUCAUCGAGAGUUGAAGAAAACAUGUUUUGGAGAAAGCAAGCUUCUCAUUGCGAUUCAGAUGAUGCUAAGCAAAGGCAAGCAAAGAUCGAGGAACUCAGAGCUGCACUUGGGCCUUUGUCCGCCCGUGGAGAGAAAUAUUGUAAUGAAGCAUGCUUGGUAAGAUAUCUCGAGGCCCGCAACUGGAAUGUUGACAAGUCUAGAAAAAUGCUGGAAGAAAGUCUCCAGUGGAGGGCUGUCAGGAGGCCUGAGGAUAUUCGAUGGCCGGAUGUUUCCGUUGAAGCAGAAACAGGUAAAAUAUAUAGGGCACCUUUCACGGAUAGAGAGGGGAGAACCGUGAUUGUAAUGAGACCUGCAAAGCAGAAUACAUCAUCUCAUGAAGGGCAGUUGCAGUAUCUUACAUAUACCUUGGAGAAUGCAGUCCUCAACCUGCCUCAAGGUCAAGACAAAAUGGUGUGGCUGAUAGACUUCACAGGAUGGACACUGGCCCAUCGAAGUCCCUUCAAGACUUCCAGAGAGAGUAUGAACACCGUGCAAAACCAUUACCCGGAGAGGCUUGCGGUUGCAUUUAUGUUCAAUCCGCCCAAAGUAUUUGAGGCUUCUUUUAAGGUUCUCAAAGUACUGAUUGACCCGAAAUCAGCCCAGAAACUGAACUUUGUGUACAAGGAGAACGAAGAGAGCAUGAAGACAAUGUACAGCCACAUUGAUCCAGAAGUUCUUCCUGUUGAGUUUGGAGGGAAGAACAAUGUACUGUACAACCAUGAGGAUUACUCUAAGUUGAUGACCAAAGAUGACAUCAAAACAUCAAGCUUUUGGGGGGCAGAUGGUAACAAUGCCAUGAACAGGCACUCGGUUCCUGAGGUUAAAUCGCAGUCAUCACAAAUUGUUGCGAAAGAAAGUUGAGAAACAUUGGUCAGCCAUCUCACCUGUUGUUGCUAAAGCAAGUUGUGAUGCGUAACCGUUAUGAGUUUGCAAUUGCCUUGGGUACAGCUGUAUAAAAAGAAAUAAACAAAUGUAACUACAAAAUACCUUGCUUGUGAAUUUCUGAUUACAAACAACAGUUAUAUUUGGCCAUCGCUAAAUAAGUGAUUUCAUUA